This is a messenger RNA of Heterobilharzia americana, 728 nucleotides long. NCBI's taxonomy places the organism in Eukaryota, Metazoa, Platyhelminthes, Trematoda, Strigeidida, Schistosomatidae. The record is from the annotation of a GenBank genome assembly.
CGAAAUUAAGAGUGGUUACACACUGUAACUUCUUACCAAAACAAGUAGAAGAAGCUCCCUCAGUAGAAACGUUGAAGUGAAAACUUGAUUUCCAUGAAGUUGGAGGAUGAAGCUGAAUUCUCUCGAUGCGCCUAAUCCAAACCCAAGGCCAUGCUUUCUAUUUUUAGUGCAAUUAGAGUUGCCUUCUUCGAAUUUCUCUGUAAAGAACCUUUGAUUUUAACCACAAGCGGGUGUAUAAUAUGCCCUUCUUUAGUAUUGGGACCACUAAAAUCAUGGGAAGAUCAAUUUUCUUUGCCGUGCCGAAGAAGCGCAGAACCGUAGAGCAAAGACGUAUCCGGAAGUUUCUUUCUCUGCGCUCCGGGGAUUAUAAUCCCAGAGAAGACCUGACGCCAUGUAAAUUUUGUGGUCACCUAAAUCCUCGGGACUUCUUGUGCACAAAUUGUUACAGCAAAGUACGACAGGAGACUAACUUUUUACGUUCCCUUAUCAACAGUCGACUCCCAAGUGAUCGGGAAGUACAGUUUGUCUACGACAACGAAAAAGGGAUUGAUGAAGCAGAUGGUACUGCAGAUGUUAAAGUUUCUGGAUCUAGACCUUCAUGGUUUCCAUCCGUUUUACGAAAAAGCAAAUCUUCAGAUGGCGAAAAUUCAUAAAUCUAUUGUAUAUUAAUAAACUAUUACUAACAUCUCUUUAGGUUCCAUUAUUUAUAAAUUUUUGAGCAUACUCUA